AUGGAUCAGUCAAAGUUGGUUGAGCUGCUCCAGGCCUCAACUAUCCCCGACACCCAGAAGGUCAAGGCUGCCACGGCCGAGCUCAAGAAGAACUACUACCCUCGCCCCGAGGCUCUGUUGGGACUUCUGCAUGUCAUCAUCGCCCACGAUGACGCCACCGUGCGCCAGCUCGCCGCUGUCCAGGCUCUGCGUCUAGUGCCCAAGCACUGGAAGAAGGUGGCCGCCGACCAGAAGAACGGCGUGCGCAACGAGGUCGUUCAGGCCGUCGUGCGCGAGCAGCACCCCAAGGUUCGCCACGGCAUCUCGCGUGUCAUCGCCGGCAUCGCCGCCCUCGACUUCGAGGACAAGGAGUGGCCCGAACUGCUGCCCGCCGUCAUCCAGCUGACCACGGCCGACGAUGUCGCCCACCGUGAGAUCGGCUCCUACAUCAUCUUCAGCUUGCUCGAGGCCGACCCCACCACCUUUUCCGAGCACAUGUCCAAGAUGUUCGAGCUGUUCGGCAAGACCAUCCGCGACCCCCAGAGCCGCGACGUCCGCAUCAACACCAUGCUGUCCAUCAGCUCCAUGCUCCUCGUCAUCCAUGCCGACGAGGACGAGGACGCCGUCACCGCCGUCCAGGAGUUCAUCCCCGCCAUGGUCGACGUGCUGAAGGACACCAUCGACAACAACGACGAGGAGCGCACCCAGCAGGCCUUUGAGGUCUUCCAGUCCUUCCUCGGCUACGAGUCUGGCCUCAUCUCCAAGUACUUCAAGGACCUCGUCCACUUCAUGAUGGACCUGGCGGCCAAUACCAACGCCGACGACGACGUCAGAAACCAGGCCCUUGCCUUCCUGACCCAGUGCGCCCACUACCGCCGCAUGAAGCUCCAGGCCAUCCCCGACCUGGCCACCCAGAUCACUCGCAAGAGCUUGCUGAUCCUGGCCGAGCUCGAGGAGGACGACGAGGAGGAUGACAUGACCCCUCCACGCUCCGCCUUGGCCUUGAUCGAUCAGCUCUCCACCGAUCUACCCCCGAGACAGGUCGUCGUCCCCAUUCUUGACGACUUCAGGAAGCUUGCCGCUUCGCAGGAGGUCGGACACCGACGAGCCGCCGUCAUCGCCCUGGGUACCUGCGCCGAGGGAGCGCCGGACUUUGUGGCCACCCAGGUGGAGAGUCUGAUGCCUACCGUCCUCCAGCUGCUGAACGACGCCAACAGGGCCGUCCGUCACGAUGCUCUGGUCUGCCUCAUGCGUAUGGGUGAAGACUUGGCCGAGACCUUCAAGGCACACCACGAGACCAUCAUGACUGGCCUGGUCAAGAACUUGGAGGCCGCUUCCCAGGACGAGAACGACGAGAAGAAUGUCGAGAUCAUCCGCUCCGUGUGCGGCUCCAUCGACACUAUGGCUGAGGGCCUCGGUGCUGAAAUCAUGAACAAGUACGCCCAGGGUCUCAUCAGCCGUGUUGGUAGAUUCCUGAGCCACUCCGACGUCAAGGUCAAGUCGGCUGCGGCCGGCGCCAUUGGCGCCAUCGCUCUGACCAUCGAGGGCGACUUCAAGCCCUUCCUCAAGGAGACCAUGGAGGCCCUGUCCCCCUUCGUCGUUGCUGAAGAUGGCGAGGACGAGCUGCAGCUGCGAAGCUCUGUUUGCGACGCCAUGGGACGCAUUGCCGUCGGUGUCGGUGCCGAGGAUUUCCAGCCCUACGUCAUGCCCCUGCUGAUCUCGAGCGAGAAGGCCCUGGGUCUCGGUAACCCCAGACUGAGGGAGACCACUUUCAUCCUCUGGAGCUCCCUCUCCAAGGUGUACGAAGGCAACCUCGGCGACUCUCUGCAGGGUAUCUUCAAGGGCUUGUUCGACAGCAUCGAGCUCGAGGAAGAAGACCUGGAGAUCGACGAGGAGCUUGCCGGCUUGGUCGAAGGUGACAUUGUUACCGACGGCAAGAAGAUCAAGGUCAAGCCGGCCGAGGGAGAUUCUGACGAUGAGGAUGAAAUGGACGAUGAUGACGAUGAUGACUGGGAUGACAUUAUGGGCAUCUCCCAAGCCGCCAUGGAGAAGGAGGUCGCCGUCGAGGUUCUGGGUGAUGUUAUUACUCAUGCCAAGGAAAAGAGUGUGCCUUAUCUUGAGAAGGCCAUCGAGCUCAUCACGCCCCUGGUCGAGCACACAUACGAGGGUUGCCGUAAGGCUGCCAUCUCGACUCUUUGGCGCACCUACGCCUGCGUCUGGCAGAUCAUGGAGCAACAGACGGGUCAGAAGUGGCAACCCGGCCUGCCUACCAACUUCGAGACCCCUGCAAACCUUGCCAAGCUUGGUGAGGUCGUUUCCACCGCCACGAUGUCCUUGUGGCUAGAAGAGUCCGACCGGGAUGUUGUCACCGAGAUUAACCGCAAUGUUGCUGCCACAUUGAAGGCUUGCGGGCCGGCCAUUCUCAGCCAGAAGGGCUUGACCGAGCAGAGCAUCACCGUCCUGGGCACACUUAUCACCCGGUCCCACCCCUGCCAGCAGGAUAUGGGUGACGAGGAGGAGAACCAGACCGCCGAGGGCAGUUCCGAGUGGGACUGGCUUGUCGUUGACACGGCCCUCGAUGUCGUCAUCGGCUUGGCUGCAGCCUUUGGUGGCCAGUUCGCCGAAGUGUGGAAGAUCUUCGAGAAGCCCAUUGUCAAGUUGAUCAGCUCACAAGAGGCCACUGAGCGCUCGACCGCCGUUGGUGUCAUUGCUGAGUGCACGGCGUACAUGGGAAGUGCAGUCACCCCAUACACCAAGACUCUGCUGCCGCCGCUAUUGCACCGCCUUUCCGAUGAGGACAAGGAGACAAAGUCGAACGCUGCAUACGCUGUGGGCCAGCUGUGCUACCACUCCGACGACAGUGCCACCUAUCUCCCGGCCUAUGGCCAGAUCAUGGCCAAGCUGGAGCCCCUGCUGCAGAUCAGCGAGAGCAGACUGCAAGACAACGCUACUGGUUGCAUGAGCCGCUUGAUCCUUGCCCACCCGGACAAGGUCCCUCUGGCUCAAGUCCUCCCCGCCCUGGUCGACCUCCUCCCCCUGAAGGAAGACUACGAGGAGAACAAGCCGGUCUAUGAGUGUAUUGCUAAGCUCUAUGAGCUUCAAAACCCCACUAUCCAGGAGCUGACUCCUCGCCUGGUCCCCGUCUUCCAGAAGGUCCUCGCACCCCCUGAGGAGCAACUGGAGCCCGAAACCAGAGAGGGCCUGCAGAAUCUGGUGCGCAAGCUGGGUAUUGCGUAA
Neoarthrinium moseri is the source of this 3216-nucleotide messenger RNA. RefSeq lists its product as uncharacterized. The record is from RefSeq and is a predicted model, not a curated record. Gene Ontology annotation, molecular function: small GTPase binding; nuclear import signal receptor activity. NCBI's taxonomy places the organism in Eukaryota, Fungi, Ascomycota, Sordariomycetes, Amphisphaeriales, Apiosporaceae. Gene Ontology annotation, cellular component: cytoplasm; nucleus. The coding region runs from base 1 to 3216 and encodes 1071 amino acids. Gene Ontology annotation, biological process: protein import into nucleus. The transcript has 4 exons.